UGCUUUUGGUGUUAAAAUGUUUCAGUUUUGUUGUGCUCGGAACGACAACUCCGUAAAGUCAGUGAUGAGCUCCUACAUGGCAUUGGAUAACUGACAUGGGAUCGUCCCCUUCAGUACAGAAAGGUUUGCGUCAAAAGCAAACAAGUAUAAAUAAAUCCAAAGAUCCAGGAGAAAACAGUGAUAAAUUUUUGCACAAUUCCAGUCUUAAUAGAGAUGACAAAGAAGUACAAAAUGUCGAACGUGUUAGUCAGGAGUUAAAAGGAACAGCAUACUUAAAGCUUCUUUCCAACAUGGCGGAAACCGCAGAUCAGAAUGAGGCGUUAGAAUCUCGCAAAAUCUCACAAAAGAACGUGGACUACGAGAAACUACGAGCAAAAGAUAAAGAAAUGACAUCACCGAAGGCAAACUCUGAAAGGGCCCUGGAUGAAGAAUCUGAGCUUUCUGAAAGUAUAAAAAGUGAAAUGCUAUGCGUUGAAGUCAAGCGACCGAAAGAGAAAUGCUUGCAGGUCAUACGGUUGUUGAAGUCGGCCUUUGAGAAAGAGGAUGAAGAUCGCUCUUCUGUUGUCAGGCUGUUGCAUGAAUUAAGCAAAGCUUACAUCGGCAUCGAAACUCUGAGACCAGAUAUUUAUCGGGUGGUUGGCAACAGCAUCAUGGAUUUCCUGAUUGACAACAACGUCGAUGAUUACAUCUAUGAAAUGGCCAUAGAGAUUUUACCGAAGGCAUGCAAACGAAAGAGUAAAUCCAAAGUCUCACAAAUAGACCGCGUUAGCCUGAUUGUUAUUUUUAACUCCCUGAUAAACUUCACUGACGUCAGCGAUAGAAUCUGCUCAAGAGUGUGCGAGAAAACAGAAUUCCUAGAAGUAAUGACAGAGUCAUUGGCUUACCACGCCGUUGUCAUGGGAACCUGGGACACUAAUGAUGGAUCGUUCACAAAUAAUGUCUUAGGAGUGUUAUACAACUGUAGUUGCUGGUACGCCAACCGGCAACAUUUACGAGACGCCGGCCUCAUCUGGAUACUCAAACGAAUUAUUGACCUGGAUGACUUGGAUAUGAAAUUGACAGCUACGUUAGCCCUGGCAGGAAUACUGGAUGAAGAGGAAAGCAAGUUUUUUAAAAGUGAAACCCAAGCAAUGGAGGAAAUGUCGAAGUUAUUGGGACUGGCUAUGCAGGAACCGGAAAGACGUUGCGAGGGAUGGUCAGCUCAGGAAUUAGCCGCCGCAUGCAGUCGACUUGCCGGGAAUGACGUCAACAAGGCACUUCUUGUCAACGCUGGUAUUCUGGAUCACUUGGCAGAAAUGUGCGAGUCUGGUAACGAGCAGGAAAAAACUGAGGCGCUUGGGGCCAUCUGGGCACUGGCAUUUGACGAGACGAACCGAGACAAAAUGGUGGAGGAAGGAACCGUAGUUGAGCUGAUCAUUAAAUUGAAGGAUUCCACUGCCGAGAGUGUGCGGACACAGGCGGGGAACAUUCUGUGGACUUUGAGAGAGGAACUGGCGGAGUCAUCCAACAAGCUGUUCCAGCAGACAGCCAAUGAAGUCGUUCCGAAAAUUUCCCAUUCCUCCGAAGAGUUGUCCUCCAACACGAAACACGUGAUGAUCAGCUACAACUGGGGGUCAAAGGUCACGGUGUUCAAAAUCCACGAAGGCUUGGAGAGAAACGGCUUCCGAGUGUGGAUAGACAGGAACGAGAUGAAGGGUUCGAUCGUGGAUUCCAUCGCCGAAGGCGUGGAAAAUGCCGAGGUUCUUCUCAUGUGUGUGUCUCCUAAAUACAAGAACAGCAAGUACUGCAGAGCAGAAGCGGAGUACGCUUUCACAAAUGACAUCGAUAUUGUGCCAUUGCUACUAGAAUCCGAGUACAAGGCUGACGGCUGGUUGGGUCUCAUUAAGGGGGCAAAGAAACACUUUGACUUCAGUAAUGAUGACUACUUCAGCGGUACAUUCCAGGCGCUGGUAAAGGACUUAGGAAUCAGAGGGAAAGCGAAGAUUAAAAUGGAACCCCAAAUUAUACCGGAAAUUAGCCCAGUUCUACAGACAAACCCUCCGGCUUUCUCCGGUGACGUCAUCGACAGUGGCCACGGCAUCAGAGUGAGCCGUCCGAUCAGUCAGGUGGCGGAAUGGUCAUGUGACCAGGUCCAGAAAUGGCUUCAAGAUAACCAGUGUCGUGGACCAUCACUCAAAAAUUUCACAGGAACGGAAUUGCUGUUUCUCAAAUCUCUCCGGGAUGAGGCCCCAGAAUAUUUCUAUAACUACCUGGACACGAAACUUCGAAUCAGGGAUCUCAAACAACUUUCCAAGUUGGUGGAGGCAUUGAAGCGAUUGUGACAACAAUUUGAUGGAGCUAGUGAAGGCGUUGAGGAGAUUGUGACAAUUUGACUGAGCUAGUGAAGACGCUGAAGCGAUUGAGACAGCAAUUUGAUGGAGCUAGUGGGUGCGCGGAAGCUAUUGCGACAACAAUUUAAUGGAGUUAGUGGAGGCGUUCAGGAGAUUGUGACAAUUUGAUGGAGCUAGUGGAGGCGCUGAAGAUAUUGAGACAACAAUUUGAUGGAGCUAGUGAAGGCGCUGAAGCGAUUGCGACUACAAUUUGAUGGAGUUAGUAGAGGCGCUGAAGUGGUUGAGACAACAAUUUGAUGGAGCUAGUGUAGGCGCUAAAGCUAUUGCGACAACAAUUUGAUGGAGUUGGUGGAGGCACUGAAGCGAUUGAGACAACAGUUUGAUGGAGCUAGUGGCGGCGUUGAAACGAUCGUGAGAACAGUUUGAUGGAACUGAUGGAGGAAUUGAAGCGAUGGUGACAAUUUAACUGUGUCAUAAGAACAGCUGUUUUGGACACUUUAAAAGUGCAACAUAGCUAGUGAUUUUUAAUUCUAUUGGCGUUCUCUCCAUAGUGCUUUAAAGUUAAAGAAGAAGUAAAUGUUUUAGUGUUUCAAUAAUUAUUUAAAGUGUUGUUUAAAGUUAUUUUAAUCUUUUUUCUUUCUUUCCUUUUAACCGAACGCAGUUCAUAUUCAUGUAGUUUUAAAUGUUUGAAUUCCUAAAUGAACUUUAAGGGUCAGUUCAAAAAGGUUUUUCAUUUCAAGCCCGGUGGUUGGUGUUCAAAUAGAUCGCUUUAUGCAUGAGAAGAGAUUUCAUUAAUUGUUCACAAAAAUUUCUUUCAAAGGUGAAAAUAAUGGGAUUUGCAUGGGCACUUAUGCAGCAAACUCCUAACUGUGCAUUUAGCUGUUAAUGAGGUAAUCUGAAUGCGCCAUUAUACUUCUUCAGACUAGGAAAAUGUACACUCAGUCAACACCUUUUAACUGCGCACUCAAUAGACACCUUUUAACUGCGCACUCAAUAA
This is a messenger RNA of Liolophura sinensis, 3327 nucleotides long. RefSeq lists its product as uncharacterized. Gene Ontology annotation, biological process: signal transduction. The record is from RefSeq and is a predicted model, not a curated record. Lineage: Eukaryota; Metazoa; Mollusca; Polyplacophora; Chitonida; Chitonidae. The transcript has 9 exons. The coding region runs from base 96 to 2321 and encodes 741 amino acids.